UUGGGGUCGUCUACCCAAAUGCAGAAUUAUGUAAGGAAGGUCACUCUGGAAAAGUUUUCCAAAGGUCCAGUAAACGCCCAAGUUGUAAGAAUGAAAGGUCUAAGGGAACUGGCCCAAAGCUUAACAAGGGAUGUUAAAAGUGUUUGAUUCCCAAAUAAAAGAGCCCACCUCUAUUACUCAAGUGUCUAAAAAUAUAACCCCAUCAAAAUUAAAUAAAGCAAAAAGGGAUGGUCUAGAGGAAUUUGAGGGAGCACGUUGUAAUAUUACAGGUACCAGGCACUUAAAGCUUAGGCGGCAACCCCAGGUUACAAAGGGUACUGAGAUUUGUAAACCCCCUAGUGGUAAAAGGACUAGCAUAGUCUUAAGGAAAUUAGAAAGACUGCGCUUUUGGAAGCGCACUCGUAAAAAGGCAUGGGGAAGUAGUAGA
Molecule: messenger RNA, 427 nt
Organism: Staurois parvus
Lineage: Eukaryota; Metazoa; Chordata; Amphibia; Anura; Ranidae
Source: the annotation of a GenBank genome assembly